UUGACACAACCUGUAUGCGCAGGGAUCAAGCAGGGUUGUCCUUCAGUGCAGCUAACCAGAUAGCAUUCACUCCGACUCAUUUCAGCGUACCUGGAAUAGGUGUACGCAAAAGGAAACGACACUGUUGUGGACCAUGGCGGCAAGGAUUUUGCCCGUAGUGAAACUGGCUACCAAGGUGACCAUUGCAGGAGGGGCUUUGUAUGUUGCCUAUGACUCUGGCCUGUUGGGAAGCAGUGAGCAGGGUUCAAAGGCCCUGGAGAAGGCCAAGGUUGCAGUACCCCCAGCCAUAGAGGAAUGGAUGAAGUACUUUGGCCUGGAGGCUCAGCUUCCAACCAUGCCUAAGAUUGAAUUCUCCCCUGUUCAAUCAUGGAACUCUGGAGUGCGGUGGACGAUUUCAGCUCUUUCAGAGGCUCCCACAAAGGCAACUGAAUACUCGAAUCAAGGUUUGCAGUACCUGAAAGAUCUCACCAAGUGAACAGGAACUCUCUGAGCAACCUGACAUUUAUCAAUUAUUUAGACUUUUGCACUUGAGAGACGACAUUACUUUUUCAAAAGUUGUAGCCCCUCACAAGAAAGAAGAAACACCCAACAUGAAAGAAAACCGAUAGGUGUAAUUCAGCUGCAAGGAGUGUAGUUUUCUGAAUGGCACUGUGGUUCUCUAAAUGAUAGCGGCAUUGGUUGGGAGUUGUACAUAAUGCGAUAAAGUAAAAAGUGUUUAAAAAAAGUUGUUCUGUCAUUUUGUGUAUAUCACAAAUUUGUGUGUACAGACUGUUCUCCCAUUUUUCUCAAACCAUCCAAAUAAUGUAAUGAAGAGUGUCUGUUGUAUAUAUGCAAUUUCACCAAUUAGUUUCAAGUAAUACAUCGACCUUAAAACACA
Seriola aureovittata is the source of this 877-nucleotide messenger RNA. RefSeq names its product mitochondrial contact site and cristae organizing system subunit 13 (gene micos13). The coding region runs from base 134 to 475 and encodes 113 amino acids. The record is from RefSeq and is a predicted model, not a curated record. Gene Ontology annotation, biological process: cristae formation. The transcript is spliced from 4 exons. Gene Ontology annotation, cellular component: MICOS complex; mitochondrial crista junction. Lineage: Eukaryota; Metazoa; Chordata; Actinopteri; Carangiformes; Carangidae.